CUUUCCUGCCUAUAUAAAUGGUACCGAAUAUCGGCACCGUUCCCAAUUAGAAAAAACAAUAAAAAUUCCCAAUCCGGAAAAAAAAAAUCCCAAUCUUGCUGCCGAUUUUCUCAAAUCCGGAUUUUAUUACUUUCGUUUUGUUUGUUAUAAAUCACCGAAAUCUGUAUCGCUUGAGCGUUUGAAUAAGAAAGGAACAUAGUAUUGUUAUUUACAAGCGUUCAAAUGAUGUAUCCGCUAGAAACAAAAUGUCUCACAACGGGAAGUAUUAUGUGAGGAAGGUUCCGAAAAAUAAGCCAAGUUCGACGCUUAUAUCAGCGUUUUUUUCAAAACGACAAAAACUUGAUGUUAGUGUCGAUGCACCAAGUAAUGACGAGACAGAGUGCAAACCGACUGACGUCGGUGAUAAUAACAUUAACAAAUUGUGUGAUGAAAUAAAAUCCGUUACUGGCGAUAGCGACGGCGCAAAUAUCUGCAAACAAAGUGAAACAGUUUCAGUGGAAGUAGCUGUACAGACUCCAGUCGCUAUGGUUGCCUCCACGACUACCACGCCACUUCAAAAGAAAGUUCAACUCAGGGAGACACGGGCCGAGAUUGAUUUUAAGCCAGCUCACAGUAACAUAGAUCGGCGGCGAUUUGACAUGAACAGAUAUACUGUCAACUAUCCUUGGCUUUACCACACCUCGGAAAAAGGAUACCUUUGUAAGUUGUGUGAAUUAACAUAUGGCAGUAACUGUUCAGAUUCAAGCUCUAUGAGUGUGAUAAGUGUUACGUCUCCAUUUAUCUCCCCAGGCCUUGAGACAUUGGGUACACAUCCAUCUCGAUUAUUAGAUAAGCAUGCAAACAGUACCCCACAUCUGAAGGCAUCCAAAAUAAAUGCAGAAGUGAAAGUGAAAAUUGGUUUGAAACAAAAAAUGUCUGUACUGGAACAGUUGUCAAUGAAAAAUGAGUCUGAUCUUAAAGCUGAAAAAGAAAGGAAUGCAAGUGUGUUGAAAAAACUGUUUCAAUCAAUAUACUUUAUCAUCAGGAAGAAAUGGGCCCAAACAAAUUUUGAAGAUUUUGUGAGAUUUGUUGCAAGUUUAGGUGUAGAGGAUAUUGCCAGGCAUAUUGAAAUCGCACCACCACAGGCUACUUACCUAUCAGUUAAAACUGCCACAGAAUUAAUUGAAUUAAUAGGGGAGAACAUUGAGCAAAGCCUACUGGACUCUCUACGCAAAGCCCCAUUUUACAGUUUGCUAGCUGAUGAGAGCACCGACGAGGCCAACAAAACACAAUUAUCUGUGUUUUGCCGCUGGUACCAUGAAAGUCACUCCAAUUUCACAGACCACUUCAUGGGUUUGGUUGAAGUUCAAAAGACAGACAGUGCCACCCUGAUGGAUGUCCUCCACGGUUUUCUCAUAGCAAAAGGGAUACCCAUUGAAAAAUGUCGGUUUGUUGCCUUUGAUGGCACCAACUCGAUGAGUGGCAUUCGUACUGGUCUUCAAAGACGAUUUAGGAACUAUGCACCAAAGAGCCUGUACAUCAACUGUCGCUGUCAUCGCCUUGCCCUCUGCCUUAAACAUUUGAUGAAAACAUUUCCUUUACUUGUUGAGGUAGAUGAGGCUUUACUUGCGAUAUGGAAAUUGUUCAAGUACUCCCCGCAAAGGUUUGCUGUGCUGCAAGAUGUUCAAGUUGUAUAUGGCAUGGACAAGUUGAUGUUGAUCAGGGCUGCUACAACUAGGUGGUUGUCACAUGGCAAAGCAUGCGUAAGGUUUAUUGAGAGGUACGAGUCGGUGCUUGAUGCUCUGGACCAAAUAUACCAACAAAAACGUGAACCAGAGGUAUUUGGAUUGAGAUCUAUUCUUGUACAGAAAAAUGUUGUUGCCAUGAUCUGCGUGUUGAGUGAUGUGUUGAAACCACUGAACCAUCUCAGCCUCUACCUCCAGAAAACAGAUGUUGUACUGUGCAAUGUGGAAGAGAAAGUGAAAGCAACAGUAACUGACCUGGAAGUCAUUAAAGAGACUUAUCUUGAAUUUCAAGAGAACAAUCAGAUUGGGGAUCAGUUAUAUGUCAGUCGUCUUUCAGAGUUGCUUCUCAUCAUCAAUGAAAGAACUGAUCUGCAAAGGCGUCACAGAGGUCACCUUGAGAACCUUGACAUCAAAGCAUUUAUUAAAGAUGUUGCUGUUCCAUUUAUAGACAGUUUGAUUGGAGAAAUCAAUGAUGCUUUCUACAUGCACCCUGUGUUUGAUGCUUUUCGGAAGGCUCUGGAUCCUAGUAUGAUCGAAGCCAAUGCCAGUGCUGUUGAUCUUCAAAACCAUGGAAAGGAGGCAUUGACUGUACUUUGUGGACACUAUGGGGAACCUGGAGAGGACAUUUUCCAAGGUCAUGUGACAAGAUGUGAGAGGGAUCUUGAUCCAGAUGCAACUGAAGCUGAAUACUGUGCCUUCAAGCAUCAAAUCAAAAUCAUGAAAAGAAUGAAAGCCAGAAAUCCACAGCCUUCCAAUAGUAAUGAGGGUGACCAGGUUAACAAUCUGCUGUCAAUGUUUUUAAAAGUCUCUGGGGAUCCUGUACUCCAAGAAUCUUUUCCAAUGAUGUGCAAGCUUCUGUACCUGGUGAACAUUAUUCCAGCAUCAACGGCCUCAGUGGAGAGGAGCUUUAGCCAAAUGGCUUUGCUAAAAACCCCAAUGCGCAGCAGAUUGAGUUGCAAGUCAAUUAAUGCAAUAAUGCGCAUUAACAUAGAGGGAGCCAGUACCCUGACGGAAUAUUAAUUAGAACAACUUGUUCAAAACUUCAAACUUGCAAAAGAUCGGCACUUGUCCCUGUAAAGUACAUUGUACAAGUGUAAUAUCAGUGAUUAAAACAUCAAAACAGUAUUAAUUGGUGUUAAAGUUGUUUAUUUUGUAAUACAGAAAGUUUUACAAAUUUUCCCAAUUACCCCCUUUUACGACGUAAUUUUCCCAAUUUGAUGAUUUUUGGCGAUUCCCAAAAUACCCAGGAAAGU
This is a messenger RNA of Pecten maximus, 2977 nucleotides long. RefSeq lists its product as uncharacterized. Bases 246 to 2744 code for a protein of 832 amino acids. Lineage: Eukaryota; Metazoa; Mollusca; Bivalvia; Pectinida; Pectinidae. Gene Ontology annotation, molecular function: protein dimerization activity. The transcript has 4 exons. The record is from RefSeq and is a predicted model, not a curated record.